AUGCAAAAAAUAUUUGUGAAAAUGCCCGAGAACACGCUCUUUCAUGUGUUCAGCAUACCGAGAGAGACAUUUACCAAUGACCUUCUCAAAAAAAGCUACCACAGCCUUAUCAAGCAGGUCCAUCCAGACAAGACGGCCACACACAGCACAGCAGCAGAUGCCGCGCAGUUUAUCAACAAAGCAUACAAAGUGCUCAGUAACGACUAUACUCGAAGUAUUUACGAGUAUUCACUUGACAAUGCAAAAAAUCUCGUUGAAAGAGAAAUGCCGCACGGCAUAACCACACACUUCUCAACUGUCAUGGACCUAGAGAAGGAAAGAGUUGGAUGCAAUAAGGGCCUAGUCAGUGCAGAGUUUCUUGAUAGCAUACUUAGCCUGGAAGACCAAAUUGACUCCGCAGACAGCAGCACACUAGACAGCCUCCAGCAGCAUAUUAUGAAGGAAAUCCAGACGUGCAAGGAAAACAAAAAAAAGGCCACGUGGCUUGCCAGGUGGAGAUACUACAAUAGACUGCUGGACAUCAUCCUGCACAAAAGAAUGAUUGAAUAG
Nematocida ausubeli is the source of this 549-nucleotide messenger RNA. RefSeq lists its product as uncharacterized. The record is from RefSeq and is a predicted model, not a curated record. Gene Ontology annotation, biological process: [2Fe-2S] cluster assembly. The transcript has a single exon. Gene Ontology annotation, cellular component: mitochondrion. NCBI's taxonomy places the organism in Eukaryota, Fungi, Microsporidia. Gene Ontology annotation, molecular function: ATPase activator activity; protein-folding chaperone binding. The coding region runs from base 1 to 549 and encodes 182 amino acids.